Gasterosteus aculeatus aculeatus (three-spined stickleback) is the source of this 4631-nucleotide messenger RNA. RefSeq names its product zinc finger protein 609a (gene znf609a). NCBI's taxonomy places the organism in Eukaryota, Metazoa, Chordata, Actinopteri, Perciformes, Gasterosteidae. Gene Ontology annotation, biological process: regulation of transcription by RNA polymerase II. Gene Ontology annotation, cellular component: nucleus. The record is from RefSeq and is a predicted model, not a curated record.
AGCCUGUCUGUCUGCGGGCCGUCUCUCUGAGUGUGUUUUGUGUGAAGGGCUUUAACCAUAACCUGGACCCCGCCCCCCUGGGAAUACCACAUCCAGUCAUGGACUACCUGGGACUAAUUCUACCAUCAUCAUCCGGGCCCGAGAACUGAGUCCAGAAUGUCAGUGUUUCCCGCUGCUUAGACGCGUUCUCCGGGAUGUGACCGUGUGAUGGCUGCGGUCCAGUGAGCCGCAAGCACUCUGACUGUCUCACUCUCUGCAACCGACAGAUACGCGCGUUAUUCUGGGCGCUUUUACCGUUUGCGUGGUGUUCAACCGGGAUUAUCGGAACCUAUGGGGUGUACAUGAUCGUUGGCCGGAUCGGGACCUAAAACGGGUCUGUCCCGUGUACAGGAGACGAUGUGGGGAGCCGGGAGGAGGCGCGGGGCCCGGCCCUGAGGAGGCGUCCUGCGGCUGGGAGGAGCACGCCCUCCCCUGGCCCCCCCUGCAACGCUCUGGGACGCUCCUACUAAAAUGUCCCUCAGCAGCGGCCCUGCAGGCGGGAAAGGUGUGGACUCCAACGCGGUGGAGGCGUACGACAGCGGCGACGAGUGGGACAUCGGCGUGGGCAACCUCAUCAUCGACCUGGACGCCGACCUGGAGAAGGACAAGCUGGAGAUGUCCAGCGGCAAGGAGGGAGGGGGGGGCAUGGCAGGCCUCCCUGUAGCUGCUUUAGCUGACAACAUCAACUAUGUUAGCCCGGUAGCCGCCGUGCAGGCUAAAGAGAGCAAAGCCAAAUCCAAACGUAGUAAGAACUCCAAGGAAAGCGCCAAGGCCCCAGAAGGAGCCAAGAAAGAGAUUCGGGGUCGGGCCCCCGGGGACCCGCCCGGCCAGAACCCCAACCUUACAACCCCAACCAAGGGGGCCGACAAGUCUGGCAAACCCCCCCGUACCCUUCCCGCGGUGAAAAAGGACAAAGACGGGGUUUCUGGGAAAGCUAAGAAAGAGAAGAUCGAGGCGGUGACUCCGGGAGCCCUCGGCCCAGAGAAGGCGUCGGUGGCCCCCGUCCCGCCCGAGUCGGCCGUAGCCGAGCAGCUUGGCGACAUGGUGCUGGACACGGUUGGCCAACCCAUUGGCAUGACGAUGGAAGAGCCAGACAGCGGCGACUGCCGGAAUCUCAAAAAAGCGCUCUGCGUGAAGAUGGAGUCUCUUCUCUCUGCCCCUGCUCCGCCUCCUCCACCUCUUCACCUCCUCACUCCCGGCCCCAUCAGCGACAUCUCGUCUCCGUGCGAGCAGAUCAUAGUUCGCACGCGCUCGGUGGCAGUGAACACGGCGGACGCGGCGCUGGCGACGGAGCCGGAGUGCCUGGGACCCUGUGAGCCAGGCACCAGCGUCAACCUGGAGGGCAUCGUGUGGCAGGAGACGGAGGAUGGCAUGCUGGUUGUUAACGUCACCUGGAGGAACAAAACCUACGUGGGAACCCUGUUGGACUGCACCCGGCACGACUGGGCCCCCCCCAGGUUCUGCGAGUCUCCGUCCAGCGACGUGGAGAUGCGUAGCGGCCGCGGCCGGGGGAAGAGGAUGCGCCCCGGCAGCUACACGGCGCUCAACGACAACAGCAACUCCUCUGACAACCGAGGCAGCAGCGGCACGGGAAAGACCCGCGGCGCAGCUGCCGCUAAUAGCAAAGGGCGAAGAGGCAGCCAGACGGCUGGCGCCGGCGAGGACCCCAAGGCCAGCCCCUCCACCGCCAAGAGGAGGACCAAGCCCGCUUUCGACAUGGAGCCCACCUCCAGCUCCGAGGACACCAAGGCCUCCAAGCACAUGAGGACCAACUCCAGCGGGGCCACGUGUGACCCGCCGCCCGCCACGCACCCGGACCGGAGCUGCCCCUCCCCCGUGCUCAUCGACUGCCCCCACCCCAGCUGCAAAAAGAAGUACAAGCACAUCAACGGCCUCAAGUACCAUCAGGCCCGGGCCCACAACGACCACGACGUCCGGCUGGACCAGGACGCGGACAGCGAAUACGGCGACGACUCUGCCCCCCCGCACCCGGACCCCGCCUGCUGUAACGGCGCUGCCAUCUCCCCCGCCCGCUGCGCCACGCCUAAGGGCCGGGGUUUUGACGCGCCCUCGCCGGGGAGGACCACGUCCAGGCCGAAGAAGAAGGAGGCGGUGCCUGAAGGGACGGAAGGCGGCGAGGAAGCGGCAUGUUUCACGGACGAUGCAAGCAACGAUGGAAUGGACGACAGGAAGUCGAAGAAGAUGGCGCCCGGAGGCAGAGCUGACAAACUGACCCAGAAGGGCACAAAGCAGGGCCGGCCCAGCACCCCUUCGCCCUAUGCUCUGCAGGCGUCCUCCCCCGCCAUGGGCUCGGUGGUACACCCCGUCCCCAAGAGCCCCCAGCUGAAGGGCCUCCAGUCCAAACCCCCGCCUCUGGUGGACCCCGCCUCCAGCCCCACCCUCGUCAAGGACAAGAAAAAGAAGAGGAAGAGGGAGGGAGGGAAGGAAGGGGACAGUCCCAAUGGUAAGGGGGGGAGGGCGGAGGAGGGACGGAGCCCGUACUCUGACAUAUGUGACCCGUUGCUUAACGGCUCCACAGAAACCCACCAGAGCCGGCUGGCCAGCAUCAAGGCCGAGGCCGACAAGGUUUACAGCUUCUCGGACAACGCGCCCAGCCCGUCCAUCGGCGCCGCCAGCCGGAUGGAGGCGGGCCUCGGGCCUCAACCCAACCAGAACGGCGAGACCGGCAGCCCCGCCUAUUCUGACAUCUCAGACGCCGGGGAGGACGGUGAGGGCAGAGGGGAGGGGGUGAAGGUCAAAUCCGAGCCUGACUUGGGGGCUCGCGAGGGGGCCAAGAAGGCCCUGUUUCCCCCCCAGCCUUCCAGCAAGGAGUCACCAUACUACCCCAACUACGACUCCUACUACUCCCCCAACCCGAGCCCAGAAGUGCCAUCAGCAGCGCCAUCCUACGUGGGGGGAGCCCAGGUGAAGGUCGAGGAGGAGGAGGAGGAGCUGCCGCCCCCGCCGGAGGAGGUGGUCAAACUGAAGGUGGAGCCUCCGGAGGAGAGGAAGGUGGAGGCGGGGCCUCAACAGCCGUCAGUCAUCCAGCAGCGCUCCAACAUGUACGCCCAGCCUCUCUACUACAACCAGUACUUUGUCCCCCCAUACCCUUACUCUACCGACCAGGCCUACCACGCCCACCUGCUGGCCUCUAACCCCGCCUACCGCCAGCAGUGCGACGACCGGCAGCGGCUGGCUGACAAGAAGGCUGAGAGCAAAGAGUGGGAAGCCUGCGGUAAGGAGGAGUGGAAGCAGAAGGCCUUGGUGCCCUCCAACCUCUCCAGGGCCCCCAGCCUCACUGACCUGGGUGCCAUGGUGGGAAACAACCCAGCCAAGUCCAAAGAGGACCCGCUGGCCGCGGAGCAUUCCAAGUCCGUCAUCAUGGCAAAGGGAGAGGAGCAGAAGGCGCCCACCGCACAGCCUGAGGGUUUAAAGAUGAAGCUGAGCGAAGCACGGCAUCAUGGGAAAGAAGAGGCCAGGCCGGCAGUGGAGCAGGGCAGGCUGGCAGGUGUAGAGCCCGCCAUGUGGUACAGACAGGAGCCGGACUCGCGCCUCUGGCCCUACGUUUACCCCAACAAGUACUCUGAAGCCCCCAAGCCGCCGGAGGAGGAGCAGCGGUGGAAGGAGGAGCGCGACAGGAAGAGCAAGGAGGAGAGGAAGGAGGGGGGGGGUGAAGGCAGGACUCAGCUGCCCCCGGAGGAGCACCGGGUGGGGGGGAAGGAGGCGCGUCAGCCCCCCCACCCGCACGCCCACCCGCACAUGCAGUUCUCCUCCCCCAUGGCUCAGCACCACCAGGGCUACGUGCCCUACAUGCACGGCCCCUACGCCUACGGCUAUGAGCCGGGCCCCCCAGGCUACCGGGGCAUGCCCUCAGUCAUGAUGCAGAACUACCCCGGCUCCUACCUGCCGCCAGGCUACUCCUUCCCCUCGUACGGGACCAAGGAGGAGAUGGAGAAGCCCUCCCGCUCCAGCCCAACGGUGAAGCCCCCCGGGGAGGCCAAAGCUCUGGAGCUGCUGCAGCAGCACGCCAGCCAGUACAAGAGCAAGUCCCCCUCCACGCAGGAUGCCAAGCCCCCCCACGAGCGGGAGAGGGAGGGGCCCAAGUCGUCCCCCUCACAGCGCAUGCUGCCCACGCACCACCACCUGAGCUACCCUUUACUGUCGGGGCAGUACGACCUGUCCUACGCCUCAGGCCUCUCCUCCUCAGCCAUCGUUGCGAGUCAACAAGCAUCGGCUCCGUCAAUGUACCCCCCCUCGCGGAGACUGUACCCUUUGACCUAUGGACUCGACACCUUCGCCUGGGUGUCUCAGCUUCACAGGAAAAUAAAAAUACUUUGGACGGAGGAUGGACCAAUCAGAGGGCUGCAUCCCCAGACUCCUCGUGUGUGUGUGUGUGUGUGUGUGUGUGUGUGUGUGUGUGUGUGUGUGUGUGUGUGUGUGUGUGUGUGUGUGUGCGCGUUUGUGUGUGUGUAAAUACUGUACAGAGGAAUUAUUUUAAAGAGCCUGUUGGAUUUCCUACUCUUCUUUUGUCUGGUAGCCUCCGCCUGUUUUUCUACUGUUGUUGAUCUGAUAUUAAACCUGUAGCUGGUGAA